GACCUUGAAAGGUUACGACGUGCCCGGUUCCUUCAAUUUUCAGAUCUGUCGACUGUCAACAAACUGAACGUCUCUAAUGACAGGACCUCUCUGAGAAGAAAUUGGCAGUCGUGGAGUGGGAGUCAGUCCCUUAUGUGCUGGACUUCGUCGGUGUGAGUUGGUGCCACAGAUACAGACAUGCCUAUCCAGCAGGUUCGAGUGCUGACACUACAUGGGGGAGAGGACUUGUCCCAUACUCUCUUUAGGCUGGAGAAAGGAUGGGUGCUGAGGUUUGUGAUGGGCCCGUCCCUCCACGCAAGCCCUGUACGUGUGUUUUGCAACCAUCCCCCAUCAAAAGACGUGGCUUAUGACAGGGAGGAGUACUAUGAGUUAAAAUGGCGGUCACCAUCCGGCUCACGGAUAGACAGACAUGAUGUGUACGCUGAGAUCAAUAUCCACAUAGCAGGCUCCUUCAAUUACUACUUCACUGUAGAUGAAAGUUCUUCCCAUGAAAAUCCCAGUGGGAAAGGGUACUUCCUGGUGGAUCCUACUCUUACAUUUGAUGAUGAAGACGAUAUUGAUAAUGAUAUUACACUCGACUGUAUACAGUGCCUGACUGUCAUAUCAAAAAGUCUUGGGCCUUUCAAUGAAUGGGAAGGCAGACUCCGGGUUGCCAAGGAAACCAGUUACAACAUGGUACACUUCACUCCCGUACAGGAACUUGGCCAGUCCAACUCGGCAUACUCCAUCCGCAACCACCAUGUGUUCAGUCCCGUGUACAGCCCUAGUGAUGUCAAGUACACCUACACUGACCUGGAAAAACUUGUCAAAAAAAUGUGGAGUGAAUGGAAGAUGUUUUCUUUGACCGACCUUGUACUGAAUCACGCAGCCAACGACUCUAAGUGGCUGCAGGAACACCCUGAGUGUGCGUACAACCUGGUGAACUCCCCUCACCUGAAGCCAGCUUACCUGGUCGACAGAAUCCUGCAUCACUUUAGCAGUGAGGUUGCUGAGAACAAGUGGGAGGACAAGGGUGUGCCAGCCAAGCUCUGUGAGAACUACCACCUGGAGGCCACGAAACACCUGCUGAUGACUGAGAUUAUCCCUCCCCAAAAGUUACACGAGUUCUAUACUGUGGAUGUGGAAGAUUAUCUCCAGAAAUUUAGGAAAGCUAUGGAAGAAGGAAAGGAGGUGAUGACUUGUAAGCCCAAGCUAGAGAUUAUCCAGGAUCCUGAAUUCUGUCGACUUGGCUCUACUGUAGACAUGAACACAGCCUUAAGGCUAUACCACACCAGCAGGCAUGACGUCAGUGAAAAUGAGAGAGUGGACGCUUGUUGUGCUGCACUUGAAAAUAAAUUGCAUGAACUGAAUGGUGAGAAGAUGAGAGAAAUGGAGGACCAUAUUAAUGCCAUUGUGAACAACUUCCUGGCCAAUGCCAGGUGGAGAUUUCUGGCUGGUGAUGGCCCGAAGCUUGGAGCCGUUACGGAGAAGGAACCAAUGAUGCACAAUUACUUUAUCCAGCCAGAUUCCUACAUAGCAUCACUGGAUAAAGAGAAGGCAAGGAUAGAUACUGAUGCUGCCAAGCUCAUAAUGGCGUCCAAUGGCUGGGUCAUAGGUGAUGACCCCCUGAGGAAUUUUGCUGAGCCAGGCUCGAACAUUUACCUGCGGCGGGAGUUGGUGGCCUGGGGUGACAGUGCCAAGCUGCGGUAUGGGAAGAAGGAGUCUGACUGCCCAUUCUUGUGGCAGUACAUGAAAGAGUACACCGAGAGGACGGUGAAGAUAUUCCACGGUGUCCGACUGGACAACUGUCACAGCACGCCACUACACGUAGCUGAGUACAUGCUUGAUGCUGCUAGGAAGAUCCGGCCUGAUCUGUAUGUGGUAGCCGAGCUGUUCACUGGCAAUGAGGGGCUGGAUAACUAUUUCCUUAACAAGCUCGGCAUCAACUCCCUCAUUAGAGAGGCCCUGAGUGCCAAUACAGGUCGAGACUUAGGAGGACUGGUGUACAGGUACGGAGGUCAAGCUGUCGGCUCCUUCAUACAGCCCAGGGUUCGCCCUAUGAUACCCACGGUGGCACAUGCUCUCUUCUUUGACCAGACACAUGACAACCAAGGUCCUGUUCAGCUGAGAUCAGCCUAUGACCUGUUUCCCAAUGCAGCUCUGGUCUCUAUGGCAUGCUGUGCUUCUGGAAGUAACCGUGGGUAUGAUCAGAUCAUUCCUCAUCAUAUCCAUGUGGUUACGGAAGAGAGACUGUACACCUCCUGGAGUGACAGUCAGACUCCUAAUCGUUCCCAAAUCAAUCAAUUCUCCGGCAUUACUGCAGGCAAGACUGUGCUCAACAGACUGCAUGGAGAGCUGGGCAAGAGGGGAUUCUCCGAGGUGUUUGUAGACCACGUACGGGAUGAUGUAAUAUCGAUCACCAGACACAACCCCCACACCCAUGACUCUGUCGUCCUGGUAGCUAGGACGGCUUUUCAUCACCCAAAUCAACCCCAGGACACCGGCUUCAUUCCACCUGUCAUCAUUCAGGGCAUUGUGACCCGGGUUCUGUUUGAGGGGCGACCGGUCCACACGGAGGAGUCGCAGUAUAAGAAGGACAAGGACUACAUCAAUGGACUGCCUGACUACCUCCUGGAGCUAGAGAAAGACGUGGAUGUAGGGGAGAGUCGCAUGGCUAGGGUGGUCGUGUCCAACGACACCCCCACCUCCGAGGUUCAUCUUCACAUGUUCACACCCGGCAGUGUCAUAGCAUUCAGGUGUGAAUUUCCCAAACAGCCGAAAAAUGCUAUUCUAGAGAUACGGCGUGGAAUUGGUCAGUUUGGCUACCUGAUGAGGUCCUACAGCGGCCGGACUAUGUUUGAUGAGACGUGGGACAAGUCCAACUUCCAGGCGAUUGUUGGACAAUUGACCUUGUCUGACCUCAACAGAGUGCUCUACCGAUGUGACCCUGAGGAGAAGGAUGAUGGGAAGGGCUUUGGAGCCUAUGACAUUCCACAAUGUGGGCCUAUGGUGUACUGUGGUCUGAGAGGUUUGAUGGCUGUGCUGUCUUCCAUACGCUCAAAGAACGAUCUUGGUCAUCCUCUGUGUAACAACCUUCGUGAUGGGGACUGGCUCCCUAGCUACGUGGCCAGCAGACUCCUUGUUCACGAGAGUACGCAGGAUCUUGGUAACUGGUUCAUGGGAAUAUUCCACCACCUCAGUGAGAUUCCUCGCUUUCUUGUUCCGUGUUAUUUUGAUGCAGUGAUCACAGGAGCGUAUGUUGUCCUGCGGGAUCUCGCUAUCAAGCUGAUGUCUGAUUUCGUCAAGGAUGGGUCUACAUUUGUUCAAGCUGUGGCCUUAGGGUCGAUCCAGUUUUGUGGAUUUGUCCAGACAGCCAAGUUACCUCCCUUGUCACCAAAUUUGGCAGACCCAGUACCACCUAGUUACUUUGACAAAGAUACCAACAAAACAAUACAAACGACUCUGUCACUUGCUGCAGGGUUUUCUCACUUCGCUAGUGGCUACAUGAGGAACUGGGGAAGAGACACGUUCAUAGCUUUACGGGGCCUGCUACUGCUGACUGGUAGAUACACCGAGGCAAGGUACAUAAUUCUCUCAUUUGGUGGCUGCUUGCGUCAUGGCCUCAUUCCAAACCUUCUAAAUGAGGGGAGUGGUGCACGGUAUAACUGCCGGGAUGCUGUGUGGUGGUGGCUACAGUCCAUCCAGGAUUACUGUACCCUCGUCAAGGGAGGCCACUCCAUCUUACAGGACAAGGUAUCGCGGUUGUACCCCACGGAUGACUCACCUUGUCAACAGCCAGGAACGUAUGACCAAAGCCUAUGUGAUGUGAUACAAGAAGCUCUCCAACGACAUGCCGAGGGGCUAAAAUACCGCGAGAGGAAUGCAGGGAAAAGCAUAGACGAGAACAUGUCUGAUGAAGGUUUCGAUAAUGAGAUCGGAGUGAAGUGGGACGAAGGUUUUGUAUUUGGUGGCAAUGAGUGGAACUGUGGUACAUGGAUGGAUAAAAUGGGAGGAUCUGACAAGGCAGGCAACCGGGGCAAGCCAGCCACACCCAGGUGUGGGUCGGCUGUGGAGUUGGUAGGUCUGUGUAAAUCAGCUGUACGUUGGCUUGCUGAGAUGCACACGCAGGGAUUCUAUCCAUACGACUCGGUCAACGCGAUCGUAAAUUGUCAGAUGAAGAAAGUAACAUUCAAGGAGUGGGACAGUAAAAUACAGGCCAAUUUUGAGAAACGUUUUUGGAUCAACUCGACUCCCAUUCCAGAAAAUGAGCCUCAUCCUGAACUGAUCAACAGGAGAGGCAUGUACAAAGACUCCUACCUUUCCAAACCCUUCUGGACCGACUUUCAACUCAGACCAAACUUUCCAGUGGCCAUGGUUGUUGCCCCGGAACUGUUUACUCCUGAGAACGCGUGGACCGCUCUACUGGAGGCCGAUGAUGUACUGGUCGGCCCUCUUGGUAUGAAGACACUGGACCCAAGUGACUGGAGCUAUAUUGGGGACUACGAUAACUCCAAUGAUUCCUCCGAUCCAAAGGUGGCACAUGGCUUUAACUACCACCAGGGGCCGGAAUGGGUGUGGCCUCUUGGCUAUUACCUACGUGCCAGACUACAUUUUGCCCGUAUCUUGAACAAGAAAAUUCCAGGACUUUUGAAGACAACGGUUGGCUAUGUCAAAUCCAAGCUGACGACCCAUUACCAGGAGAUAAUGUCCUCACCUUGGCAGUCCCUCCCGGAACUCACCAACUCCAACGGCAAGUUCUGCAAGGACAGCUGUCGGGCCCAGGCUUGGAGCGUAGGAUGUGUAUUGGAAGUCCUGUAUGACCUCGAACAGCUGGAGGAAAGUGUCGAGCUCGCAGACACAACGAAAAUACUUGCUCAGGAUAUGAGGACAAUUACAGUCUAGUGACAGUAAAGAGAUCUAAAUCCUGAGUCUAAGAAUUGACAUUAGCAUUAACAUGCUCACAGUUAGCAGGUCCAGUACACUCUGUCGUUUGAGCUUAAUAUCUGUAAAGACCUUAGCCCAAGUUUCCUCUGGCCCUCACACCAGACUUAGACAUUUCGACAGAAAGUCGUUUGGUGUGGGACAUCUAUCUGUCAAAAUGACAAGUCUGGUGGCAGGGCCAGAGGAAGCUUAGACUAUAAAGACUAUAUAUAUAUAAUAUAAAAACUGUAUCAAAACUAUCUGAAAUAGCUUUUUUUAGCUAUUCUCACAUGAUUUUCUUCCCCCCCAAACAAAAAAUCGACAACAAUUUGCAUUUAAAAGAUUCUGUCACUAAUUUGAUAGCAAAAGACAUUAAAUAAAAGUAUUCUUUUUAAAAGUUGCUGAUGCGAAAAAAUUGGAAAUUUUACAUUUUUGAAAAAUAAAGAUAUACAGUACCUCUAACUGUAUGGUUUUCCUAUUAAACAUUACCAUAAAAUCUAUAUGUUAAAGCGACAUUGCUUUAUUUUUAUAAAAACUAAAAUAAUAGCUCAAUAACGCUAUAAAUUACCGGUAUAAUACAGCUAUUUAAGGUCUUUAGAGAUAUACAGCUCAAUCAACACUAAGUACUGGACCUGGUCAAGUCAAGCAUUUAUAUAGAACCUUCAUAAGGACAAGAACUUAUCACAGUUGAUAAAAGUUGAUAGAUAAAUAUCGACACACUUUAUCAAAACAUGAAGUUGGUCACAAUCAAUGAAUAGAUAAAGAUCAAAGUGUUUCAUCAGGGUAUGAACACAGCCACAGUCUUCAAAAUCGAUUAAUAGGUAAAGAUCGAAGUGUUUCAUCAGGGUAUAAACACAGUCACAGUCAAGUGACAGAUAUAUAUAUACAGGAAAUAAAUGUCCUUCAUCAGCAGAUGGAUAGUUUCUGUCAAAAUUUGCUUAAUAUCAAGAGAUUUUGAUUUUAGAUCCUGAAUUGGAACACAAAAUGACUUUAGUUUGUAGUGUUUGCCAGCUAGCCUUGCCAAGGUGGAAUCGGGCCACAGAAGUCGUUACAGUGGCUACUCACAAUCGGUACGUCUGGUCAGGGUAUCUCGGGGACUAGGAAGUUACA
Molecule: messenger RNA, 6009 nt
Organism: Mizuhopecten yessoensis (Yesso scallop)
Lineage: Eukaryota; Metazoa; Mollusca; Bivalvia; Pectinida; Pectinidae
Product: glycogen debranching enzyme-like
Exons: 29
Coding region: 178-4881 (1567 amino acids)
Biological process (GO): glycogen biosynthetic process; glycogen catabolic process
Molecular function (GO): amylo-alpha-1,6-glucosidase activity; 4-alpha-glucanotransferase activity
Source: RefSeq, a predicted model, not a curated record